This is a messenger RNA of Sclerotinia borealis F-4128, 3660 nucleotides long. The record is from the annotation of a GenBank genome assembly. NCBI's taxonomy places the organism in Eukaryota, Fungi, Ascomycota, Leotiomycetes, Helotiales, Sclerotiniaceae.
AUGUUUGUCUCUCUUACUCGGCAGACUGCGAAGCUGCAGCAACCGUACGUCUGUACUUCAUGCCUCUCGAAACUUCUUGGGGCCUCAGAUGCUCUUCCUCUAUACUCGAAUGCCAUACUAUCGCGCGCACCCAGAAAUGCCGUCACAUUUUCGACAACUCGACGUAAUCACGAAACCAAAGACGGAAGUGCUUCAGAUGGCAACGGCCAAACUCGCGAGAAUGUACCUGCACACAUCAAUGAAAAUCAACACACGGAGACUGUGGCAAAAAAAUUGAAGAAACUCAAGGCUGAACCAUCAACUAAAGAUAAAAAUGGCGAUAACCAAAAAGUCGAUAAUGCUUCGGGAGGUAGUGAUGGAACUGGUAAGGGAGAAGAAAGCGCUCUCACGUCUUUUAUUGGGGCUGUAAACGCGGCAAGUAAACAAUCAAAUUCGACGAAGAAGAAGCCGAAGAAGAACAAGACGGCGAAGCAGUUGAAGAGGGAGGAGAUUAAUGAGCAACGAGCUGCCUCAGAGGAGAAGAAUCAGGAAACAAAGACGAAGAAAAAGAAUGCGAAGAAAGCGUCAAAAUCAAAAGAAACAGAGUCGGAUGUUCGUAUAAAAAAAGUCAAGCAGAAGCUUAUCAAUUAUGUUAAUUCCGCCAUGCCCGAAACCGACUCAUACUCAAAGGGGUUAAAUCCAGACACUGCAAGCCCCGUUGCCGAUAAUCAAGGGCGGAAGAAAAUAGCACCUUCGCAACUGCAUUCCAUCUAUGAAGCUAUGGUCAUUGAGAAGGGGCAGGCUGCAGCUAGAUUGAGUCUCGUUGAACUUAUCCAGAAGGGAGGUUUGACUACCACAGACCGAACUCAAGUCAUGAAAGAAUUGCGGGCAUCACUUGUCAACAGAGCACGUCCGAAGGAUGCUCCAACUCCUGAAAUGGCGACCCCGUCAUCUAAUCUUGCUGGAAUGUUGGCUUCAUUUGAGUCUAUUCGCAAAAGUCCUGUCAGGAACGUCGUUGAUAAGAGGUCGAAAUCUACGGAUAAAUCGGAGAACUCACGCAAUAAAGCAGCCUCUGCAAAAAAUUCAAAAGGUAUUAAGACAGGUCCGAUGGUAAAGUCGCCCGGCACGGUUGAUUUUGAUGUCCAAUCUGUCUGCGCCAAUUCACUUCAGCUAGUCCCUGUGCAAAAGAAACAACCUCCUGUGCCUGGAUUAUCAUAUGGACUAGACAGAGCCCUAUUUAACCCUGGUGUAUACAAUCUCCAAGAUCCUCGUUCUCGAGUAUUCAACUUCGAUCCUUACUUGCAACAAAUCAUGCCUGUUAGCGAAUUUGACUUUACAGCUUUGAAACAAUAUGUCACUUCUUCGAGGGAUAAAGCGUUGAUCGAGACUGCAAAAGAUGAAAAGAGAAAAUAUACAGGGUCGACGUCGAGUAUGUCGGCAUCUCUCGCCCAUUUCCAUUUCUUGCUAUCCCAGUGGAGACCAAUCAAUACUAGUAUGCUCUCACAAAAAUUCCCCGUUGAAUUCAACUCUUUCACUGCCCUUCAACGUGGUCCAUCAGCCGUGUUUUUAAGAGAGAGAGACGGAGUUUAUGCUAUUGAUGCUGAUAAGCAAUUCGAUACCGCCAAUAUAUUAAGUAUGCUUGGCAAAUCAAUGGAGAAGCUGCUCACCCUGCCGAAAGAAGAGUUUGAACAAUAUCGAAAAGAAAACUCGAAUUCGAUCACAGAAGACCAACGCAACGAGAACGAAUCCUUUCAUUAUACUACUAUGGGUGAUUUUCUUAUGCGAUCUCAACUUGACGCACACGACCCCCGCCUCCCAGGGACUGGUAUGUUUGAUCUAAAGACCAGAGCCGUGAUUUCGAUUCGUAUGGAUAUUGAAAAUUACGCGGAAGGAAGUGGCUACGAGAUCUUUACUCGCCAAGGAGAAUUUGAAUCUUUUGAACGCGAAUUCUUUGAUAUGAUAAGAGCUGCAUUCUUGAAGUACUCGUUACAAGUUAGAAUGGGUCGUAUGGACGGCAUUUUCGUCGCAUAUCAUAAUGUUGAGCGAAUUUUUGGAUUUCAAUACAUCAGUUUACCAGAAUUAGACGACACCAUCCAUGGAACGACCAAUACUACUCUUGGAGAUAGCGAGUUCAAACUUAGUGUUGAUCUGCUCAACAAAGCCCUGGAUCGCGCCACGGCCAGAUUUCCCGGAAAAUCAUUACGAAUACACUUUGAAACUCGUGGAAAUGGUGAUACUCCAUUCAUGUACAUCUUUGCCGAACCUAUGGAAGAGGAAGAUAUUCAAAAAAUUCAGGACACAAAUAAAGCGGAGAUUGAAGCAUUCGAAGCUCGUGUUCUGGGUUUACAUGGUGACAAAGCAACGGAAGAAGAUCAAUUGGAAGAGAAAAAGAACGCUGAAUGGGAAGAUCUUCGGGCUAAGGUCGAGGAGAGUAUGGAGAGCGAUGAGUACGAGAUCAAGAGUGCAAAAGAAAUUGCUGAGAGUCUACUUGAGCAUCAUGAUGUCACUGGAUUGACAUUGGAUGAGGUGGAGCAACGUGUGGAGGAGUUCCUAUCAACUUCAUCUUACAAUGAACAUAACGAUGAAGACUCUGCGAGAGAGCAUGAGAAUAAGUCAUGGAAGGAAGAACAAAAUGUUGAUGCUGAUGAGGAGGGUGAUGAGAUAACAGAAGAGGAUGAAGACAUAGAGCAUGAUGAGGAUGUAGAACUUACCACUGCCGAGGUGGAUGAGGAUGCCGAUCAAGAGAAUGAUGAAGAUGGUGAGGAGGAGGAAGAAUACGAAGAGGAUGAUGAGGAGGAGACAGAAGAGAGAGACACUGAAAAUGAAGUCGAAGACACAGAUAAUGAGGCAAAAACUAGCGACCUUAUUGAAAUCGCGACUGAGAACACAGUCAUUCAAGAAGGUCUUCUAGUCGACGCAGCCGAAGAAACCUCGGAAACUCAGCAAAAUAACGAUGAAUCAUUGGAAGCCGUGACUCGCGAACCGGAACUUGUUGAAAAUGAAGGUCUCUUGAUUGAUUCGGCGAAAGAAACUUCGGACGUCGAUGAUACAAAUGAUGAAUCGUUACAUUCAGAGGAAAGUGUAACAGCCGAAUCAUUACCUUCGGAGGAAAGCGUAACAGCUGAGUCUGAGAUUUUAGAGGAAACCGAUGAUAUCAACGAUGAGACAUUAAUCAAAGAUGAUGAGUUUAUCCUUCCCGAACAGGAUAACCCAAAAGAAAUUUUAGCAAUGCAUCUCGCCAUCCGCAACAAAGUCAAUGGUCAGUACACAGUACGACCUGAAAACCUGACGGAAGAUGAUAACUGGACUGUCGAAUACGCAUUAUCUGAAAUUCCCAGACAAGAAAGGGCUAUGAAUCUUUAUAAAGCAUGUCAAACGAGAAGAAAGACAGCCUUGAGAAAAACAGAUGAACCUGCUGGUAAUAAUAAGUGGGCGGAAGAAAGGAAUAAUAAAUUCAUUCAGCAAUUGAAGAAUUUGGCGAAGAAGGGAAGGCAGUGGAGAACAGAAAUGACGGAGAAAGAAGCGAGUAUGCCGGUGAAGACGUUGCAUUACAAGGAAGAGCCGAAGGAAGUGGGAGUUUAUGAGAGCUUUGAGGAGAUGAAAAAUGAGGCUGGGAAUGCUGAGGAGAAACCCGAGAUGUCAAAGGCGAUUGAAGAGACGAGCGAGGAAAAGAGAGAGUAA